AUGGAUAAGAGUUGGGAUGGAAACCACGAUUUACUGGUUGCAAAUUUUGUAAACUGUGUAUCUUGUUGGUGGUCGCGCAGGACAAACGCAAGCAAGAUGUCUGUGGAAAACGCUUUCGAGACGAGCAAAAUAGUUCCCGAUGUCAUCCCAUCGACGCCCAAAGCCGAAAUAGGGUUGAAAUACCCAAGCGGCGCUGAAGCCAAACUGGGCAACGAGUUAACACCCACUCAAGUUAAAGACCAGCCCACCGUAACGUUCAACGCCGACCCAAAUGCCUACUACACUCUCAUCUUCACCGAUCCGGAUAACUACGACGGACCGGAGCCAGUGUACCGUGAAUGGCACCACUGGCUGGUUGGUAACAUUCCUGGCAACAAUGUAGCUGCUGGAGAGGUCCUCUCGGGAUACAUCGGUUCCGGACCACCAGAGGGCACUGGCAUCCACCGAUAUGUAUACAUCCUGUACAAACAGCCCGGCAAACUCAGUUUCGAUGAGAAGAUACUGUCUAAUAAAUCAAUUGACGGCCGCGCCGCUUUCUCGACGAAGAUGUUCGCGGAGAAGUACAACCUUGGCGCGCCGGUCGCUGGCAACUUCUACCGCGCGCAGUUCGACGACUAUGUGCCGCUGCUGUACAAGAGCUUAGGCGCU
This is a messenger RNA of Iphiclides podalirius (scarce swallowtail), 648 nucleotides long. The record is from the annotation of a GenBank genome assembly. Lineage: Eukaryota; Metazoa; Arthropoda; Insecta; Lepidoptera; Papilionidae.